Messenger RNA from Ornithodoros turicata, 4866 nucleotides. Its product is annotated as sodium- and chloride-dependent glycine transporter 2-like. Gene Ontology annotation, molecular function: L-amino acid transmembrane transporter activity. The record is from RefSeq and is a predicted model, not a curated record. Gene Ontology annotation, cellular component: plasma membrane. NCBI's taxonomy places the organism in Eukaryota, Metazoa, Arthropoda, Arachnida, Ixodida, Argasidae. Gene Ontology annotation, biological process: sodium ion transmembrane transport. The transcript has 14 exons. The coding region runs from base 755 to 2791 and encodes 678 amino acids.
AAUUGCGCGCGAAUCGGCCGAGAAGGCGUUUCUGUUGCUUUCGGGUGUAUUACUACGUUUAUUUCGCAGGUCGGUCAAUAUUCGAUGAGUUUCGUGCAGCUAUGUUUCGAUUUCCGCUGGACUACAUCCGAGACUGAAUAGAACCGGCAUCGGUCUCAUCCGCCUCCAUUCAUUCGACGAUGCUACUGCGACGUUCUUUGGACUUUGACAGCAGGAUCUCUCGAAGUUGAUAUUGGUUUUUAAGCAAUUCUUUGUCCUCGCUAGGUGGCGUUUGUGUCGCUAAUUGCUGUUUGAUGCUUUGAUAGUAGCGUUUGUAGUAUACAACGUCGUUCUCGUUCCAUGUGCGUGUCGCGUUGGUGACAACUUAUCAUCGCGUUAACAUGAUUCGCUUCAGGAAUUAUAUCGAGCUUGAAUAUAGCGUUGUAACGCUAUAACCGGUCUUCCAAGUGUCUCCCAUUUUGUACCGGAACCGUUGUUGUGUAAUAACCAUACUUGUACGCUGUCAGUAUAAUCGAUGUAUCACUAUAACACUUAAUUGGUGCCACAUAACCACGACCGUAAUCUUCCGUUUGUGCUUUUCUCUGCGUUGUCGUCGCUUACCAUUUAGAUAAGAGAUUUGGCGACUGAUUGUGGCACUAUGUAGUUACCGGCACACGCGGUGCAGUUUCCUUUCUGGCAACAUUGUCUUAGUUUAUAUAGUCCUGAAACUCUCCGGGACGACGUUCUGUCAGUGGUUAAAGAAGUUGAAGAAGCGAUGGCCAAGCGAAACACACUGAGUGCGGUAGUGACGCACAAGUCUCAAUUUCCCCGGAGUGUGUCGGCAAGCAGCAGUGUGUACAUCCUUUCGGCUGGGGUUCCAACGAAUGACCUUGAACAGGAGUUCCCUCGCGUGAGUUCUCAAGUGCCGUUGUCGCCACAAGGUCAAGAUGAGGAGCGGGGCUCGGACGGGGAGUAUGCGGAGCGUGGCACCUGGACCGGACGCUUCGAUUUCAUUCUCUCGUUGCUCGGUUAUUCCGUCGGACUGGGAAACGUGUGGAGGUUUCCAUACCUCGUCUACAGCAACGGAGGAGGCGCCUUCUUGAUACCCUUCAUCAUCAUGAUGAUCAUGGCAGGACUCCCCCUCAUGUUCAUGGAGCUUUCCUUUGGUCAAUACUCGAGCCUUGGUCCCAUCGCAAUUUUUGAGCGCUUCUGCCCUCUUUUUCAAGGUCUCGGGUACGGCAUGGUCUUGGUCUCCGGCAUCGUGAUGCUCUAUUAUAAUCUCAUCAUUGCGUGGACGAUAUUCUACAUGUUUGCUUCCUUUUCGAAGAGUGUUCCCUGGGAAACCUGUGACCCCGAGUGGUGCACUGCAGCGUGCUACCAAUACGAGGAUGCAGACGCAUGCACCAAGCAGAACGGCUCAUACUACAACCAGACGUGUUUUAAUCAAACCAUGGCACAAGCGCUCAACCUCCCAGAGCUCGUCAAAAACAUGACAAAGAGAACUCCUUCUGCAGAAUACUUCAGGUACUUUGUCCUCGGGGAAUCUCCAAGUAUACGAGAGACUGGGGAAAUCCGAUGGCCCCUAGCAUUGUGCCUGCUUCUAGCCUGGAUCAUUGUCUUCCUAUGCCUAUGUAAAGGUGUGCAGUCCUCGGGAAAAGUGGUGUAUUUUACAGCUCUAUUUCCUUACGUGGUGCUUGUGAUCCUGUUCUUCCGUGGCGUCACCCUCCCAGGAGCUGCCGAGGGAAUCAAGUUUUACGUCACCCCGAACUGGAGGCUACUGCUCAAACCACAGGUGUGGGGCGACGCGGCUGUUCAAAUCUUCUUCGCAUUGAGUCCUGCAUGGGGAGGCCUCAUCACCCUAUCCUCAUACAACAAGUUCCACAAUGAUUGUUACAAGGACUCGUUGAUAGUGUCAGUGAGCAACGUGUUGACGAGCAUUUUUGCGGGCUUCGUCAUCUUCUCGGUGAUCGGUUAUCUGGCUCAUGAAUUGAACACUCCGGUGGAGAAAGUGGUGGAUCAAGGAGCUGGCCUAGCUUUCAUCGUUUAUCCCGAGGUGGUCGCCCGUCUGCCCGUCGCUCCACUUUGGGCCUUCCUCUUUUUCUUCAUGUUGCUCACCCUUGGCCUUGACAGUCAGUUUGCACUUUUGGAAACUGUUUCGACCGCCCUCUUUGAUCGUUUCCCAAACUUGAGAGAAAAGAAGACUCUAGUGGUAUUGGGAAUAUCCCUGUUCGGCUACUGCGGUGGCCUCAUAUUCACCACUAACGCAGGGGUUCAUUGGUUAGAGCUAUUCGAUAAAUACGCUGCAAGCUUGUCUGUCCUCGUCAUUGCCAUCGGAGAGUGUACGCUGAUAGCGUGGAAUUAUGGUGCCGAAAAGUUCUUGUGUGAUAUUGAAAAAAUGAUUGGAUCUCGGUCAUACGUAUGGACCAUGUUCUGGAACAUCAUGUGGAAGUAUUUCACUCCAGCAACACUCGUUUUCAUCUUGAUCUUCAACAUUGUAGAACAUUCACAAGCCACAGGCAGCAACUAUCCUCCAUGGGCCAUUGGGGUGGGAUGGUUCAUAGUGUCAAUUCCACUUCUAGCCAUUCUCAUUAUGAUGAUCCUGAAGCUCAUCUCUGUGCCCAAGGGGAGCCUUUUAUAUCGCAUAAAGUCCACGAUGCGGCCCACGGAUGACUGGGGCCCAGCUCAACAGCAACAGUCUUUACGGCCAGACGUCAUAGACGAGAAUGGCAGCAUCAACGGCGGCAUCGGACGUGAGAACUCAUUCGACAAUCCCUCCUUCAACGUCACGUACACCUUUGAGACGACAAUAUGAUGCUUAAGCUGCCUCCUGACGUAGUCUUCAUCUGGAGAUACCGUACACUGUAUUCCGCGUACAAUCGUUGAACACGUGUUGAAGCAGGUGUAUCAGAAACAGGACAAAGCAGGACGGGUAACUGUUUAGUUUUCAUUGUAGGAGUGAUGCUACAGUUCAGGUCCAGACAUGUCGCUAACGAAAGGUCAUGGAGCAGAUCGGGGUUAACUACAGAUUCACAUUAUCAUUAAGAAAGAAUACAAUUUUGCCGCUAAUGCUGUAUGAAUCACAUAAUUUGAAUACAUACUGAAUGGGUUCCGCUCAGUUUUUCGCAGUUACAUUAUUUCUGAGAUGUAGUGAUAUCUGUUUCCUUUUAGCAAUUCAGAUCUAAACUAGCUUGUAAUUUGUCAUAACUUUCUCAACAAAUUUGGUUUAAAUAUAAUUUUAAACAUAUAUUUUUACUUUUACAGGAAAUACAUGCUGCGUAUCCUUCUUCCUGAUUUAUAAUUACUCUCUGAAAAUAAUUUAUUAAAGCUCCUGAACAGCAGCUGUUCACUACUCGUAGUGUAUGAGAAAUUAUAUUUCAGUGGAAUAACACGUAAUCUAGCUAAUAUAAUUAGAGGCUAUGUUUUUAACCAACGAGAAUUGACUGAGGCAGACCACAAUUAGGUACGACACAGACACGUAAACCUCAAACGCCCAUAAAUUAACGAAUUCAAACAACUCAGGGAAAGGAGGCGCUGACGAUGGCAUGAGAAGACCCAGGUUCAAUUUCUGGAGUCAGCAUCUCUUUUCAGAGAUUUCCUUUCUUUUUUUCUUUUUUUAAUUCGUUAACUAUGUUCGUAUUUAUGUAACCAAAGACGUGUCAUUUAGAACAAAACCGAUAAAAUGUCAGAUUCUGUUAAAUUCAUUCUGCAGUUUCGUCUUGUUGCUCUGAUAGCCUUUUAUGAAGCGCCGUGCAGGCUUUGGGAAGAGAAACUACUUUUAGUGCUUUGACUAGUAAUGUUUCUUCAUAGCAAGUGGGUGCAUGUGCACGCAUAUGGUUGUCAAAAGCGUAGUAUGCUUGUUUAUGAGUGACCUAGACUUAUUAGUACUACUAGAACGUCCAACACAACUCUAUACUCUUGUACCUAUAGUAUGCAUUCCGCAGGAGAGUAUAUUGUGGAGCAUUCCAGAUGCUGUAGCUGCAACGGGUAGUUAAGCGUCAGGAAAAAAAAUGUAUUUGCGUUUUGUCUCGAAUCUCACUUUUUUUUCUCGAGUUGCUGCUGUGUAAGUUACGACAUUUACGAAUCUCAUUUUUGUACAUCAUAUCUUGGAAUGUGACUAUUAGGGACAGUUCAAUAAUAAUGGGGUAAAUCCAUCGGUUGUAUCGGAUAAACGAGUUCAUUAUAUCCGGGUUAUCCCGUAUCACAAUGUACGACUUCUCAUCGGACUUGAUGGCCUUUGUGAAGCUUAAAGUGAGGUUGUAGACUGAGUUUAGGGCGACAUUGUCUACUGCAAAAUUGAAGUCUGUGGUGUCCACGAGUCGAUCAGCACUUCAUGCAAACCCUAUGUACCUUCCAACGCCCACAGUAGGCACAAUGUCCUUCGUUUUUAUAUAUCUCUUUUUCUUCUUGCGUUUAUUUUAUUGGCCUGGUGGGAUGUCAUGUUGGAAAGCGACUAUAGUGUUAUAUUCUCCGCCACGGCCAUUUCAAUGGCUAACGCAGUCCGAAAAUUGCCUCCCAUCCCACUCGAGGCACAUGAGUGACAAAUUUCUCGUUUCCUAACUGUGACAAAGCUGAAGGUGAACAAAGAAUAGUGAGUCACACGACCGUGUGGUCCACUUAAGUAUGACGGUGGCUGUACUUUUAAAGGUGCAGGAAGUAGAGAAAUGAUUGCAAAUUCUAUCUCUGGACAACCUACAUAAAGUUGCUGUAAUCAAUGUACGGGAGAAGAGUUAACCAACAAUUCAUGUGCAGAUAAGUCAGUUGUGUUGGGUGGUAUGUGGUUAUCCACGAAAAAGGGAAGAAAAAAUAUUCACAUGAAAUUACACCACGUUCCAAGAUUGUGUCAACUCAACGCGUCAACAUUAAUUAAUAAAUAAAUCCGCACAUCAA